Molecule: messenger RNA, 778 nt
Organism: Amoebophrya sp. A25
Lineage: Eukaryota; Dinophyceae; Syndiniales; Amoebophryaceae
Source: the annotation of a GenBank genome assembly
UGUCACUCCAAAGACCAGUGCCCGAGGGGAAGCAAAGCAUAACCAGCUUGCCGCGUCUAUUCGAGGCAUGCUGGAAGGGGAUAGGUACUUACUCGAUAUGAGUAUUUUCUUGCACGCUUUGUUAUUUCAAAAUUUGGCUAGCUUUGGGGCGGUGUGGGCCACUCUGAGAGGAGGCCUCUGACGGUGCGGGCGCUCCUCUCUUGGAGGGUGCCCUGACUCGGUGCCCCGUGUUGUUGUUUUGCGGGGGGGCUGCUUCUUUGAACUUCUAACAAGGCGGGAAACUCGGGGCGCAAGCGCGCGGGAAAGGAAAGCCCGUUGGACAUCUUAUCGGGCUCCGUGCUUUGGGGAUCCAGCUACAGCGGUGCGGUGCGACCUAUUGGCUCUCGGUCGCAGCCAGUAUAUACAUAGGAAACGCCAGGGGCGCCCCCCUGCUUACUUUUUCUGUCUGGUCUUGCUAGCGCAGGUAAGAAUGAAACCGCGGCGCGCUUCGUGUGUUUCUACUUGUGGAGCGUUCUUUGCCUUCUCCUUAUUAUCUCCUUUGUGCUUGAUCAGCGUUGCAUUACUCUUGUGAUUGUUAUGCCAUAUAUGAUACAUAGGUGGCAGGCUACAGUGUACUGAUAUGUUGUUUUUUGUUUCCAGGCUCGCGAGUUCGCCACCACACUCGGCACCGCUAGCGGGGAAGAUUGCUGCGACGCCAUCUACGACGGGACUUCUGAUGACAGACCCGACUUCGAAUAAGCCAGUCAUUUCUAGUACAUCACACCAGCCAAACAAGACG